AUGCACCCUCCUCUCUACAAGAACAAGCAUCCUUCUUGCAUUGAGGUCAUUGACGCGCUCAACCGCUGCCACAAGGAGAGGAGCAUUGCCAAGUUCUGGGGCGUGUGCACAGAUCAGAAGCUUGCUCUGGACGCCUGCUUCCGCCAGGAGAAGAAGGACAACAGAGCACGCAACUUUGAGAAGGCCAGGGCCGAGCGCGAGCGCCUGGAGGUCAAGAUCGGGACUGGGGCUGCGACGCCCGGCUACGGCGUGAGGAGCCAGCACGCCGAGACGUGA
Auxenochlorella protothecoides is the source of this 276-nucleotide messenger RNA. RefSeq names its product COX assembly mitochondrial protein 2. NCBI's taxonomy places the organism in Eukaryota, Viridiplantae, Chlorophyta, Trebouxiophyceae, Chlorellales, Chlorellaceae. The coding region runs from base 1 to 276 and encodes 91 amino acids. The record is from RefSeq and is a predicted model, not a curated record. Gene Ontology annotation, cellular component: mitochondrion. The transcript has 3 exons.